This is a messenger RNA of Hyaloscypha bicolor E, 1460 nucleotides long. RefSeq lists its product as uncharacterized. The coding region runs from base 126 to 1022 and encodes 298 amino acids. The record is from RefSeq and is a predicted model, not a curated record. Lineage: Eukaryota; Fungi; Ascomycota; Leotiomycetes; Helotiales; Hyaloscyphaceae. The transcript has a single exon.
UAUAAUCCGCCUUACUCUUUACCUGCCCUACCCCAAGUGUUCCUACCCCCUCUAAUUUAAGAGGCCGACAAGACUCUCAAGCCUACUCUUAUCUCACUGCUGCUUCCUUUUUUUGAUGAACAAGCAUGGAACGCUUCCAAUUCUGUGAAAAAUGUAUUGAAAAGCUAGAAACGGCGGCCGGAUAUGUUAUUCCAUGUCAAGAAUGUGUGGACACCAGAACACGAUAUCGAGAUCAUAUUCAAAAGGACAGAGCAUACCGUUCGCAUUUGGCAAGACAAUCGGCAGGCUACCCAUGCGAUAUUUCUAGUCACUGUCCCCACCAUAAGCCUGGAGACCAGUUCUUUCAGCCGCCGACCGUUACCCGAAAAUACUCACCGAAUGAGCUUGACUCGUAUCGUGGGCUUGUCCAGAAAGCUUUCCACCAAUUCCGGAAAUAUGGCCCCUCUAUCACAGCACUAGAGCUUUUGACAAGCCACAAUAGCUCCAUGGUCAUAUAUUGCACGACGUGUCAUACCAACGCAGUCAAUGAGUUUGAGAACAAUUCUCACAUUGAUCUGUGCGAUGGGUGUGUAAAGAGAAGAGAAGAGUUUAUCCAGCUUCAUCACAGCCACCAAAAUACUUUCUUGGAGCCCUGGGAGAAUUUUCACAGCUUGAAUCGGGAUUACUUCGGCACUGGAAUACCUUUUGCAGUCCUACGAAGCUUUGAAUAUGAUGCCUACUUCGACGUUUUGAUUGGACAAAGUGGUGGCGGCGGGGAAUUUUCGGAUAUAUCGCCCAUGGCAAUUAUAUUUGGAGCACUAGGGACAAUAAGAACAUUUGCAGGCGUUGCGGCAACUGUUCACUAUGCUAGGAAGCAACCGAAAAUGGCAAAUUCGGUUAGUACGGAUGAGGAGAGAGGCGCAACGGCUGGUGCUGUCGAGCUCACGGAACUCAGUUCUAGAAGCGUCACUGCAGAUCAGACGCCGCCACUGGAAGACACAGAAAGCGCUUCGAUUUCCUCAUUCCAUACAGCUCUUGAAUAGGACGCUGGUGUGGAGGUGGAUGAUACGCAGGAUGUUGUUGAGUAGUCCGAUACACAGAAUUAUAGGUCGCAUUCGGCAAGGGAAUUCAUGGCAUAGGGGCGGGUACAUACGUGGUGAAUUUAUUCGUAGACGCAGCUAUUUACCAGCGGCAGCAAAACAAUUUUUGGAAGAAAUAUCCGCAGAAGUCUCAUCAUUGCGGAGAUUGUGCCUUUUUAAGGAGAAACCACGCGUAAGAAGGUGAUAUUGCACAGCUCGUCUCUUCCUGGGAUUUUAUAGAAGGUUUCCAUAGUUGAACGCGAUUUAGUCUGGGGGGAGUCUUCUAUAAGGUCUAGGGGCAGAUCUCUAGUUGCAACUCUUCGCGGACUCAAUUAUAUCGUCAUCUCAAGUUUUAUGGCCACAAUCUACUUAUUCAAUCGCCAAGAUUCUCUUCAGUUCGGG